CUGUCAGAAGAGGUGGACGAUUUUGUUUUGUUAAGUGGUGUCGUGAGAAAAUCCGGUGUUUUUCGCGAGAAAUGCAAAUUCUGAGUAGAAAAUGACAUUCGUGCGGCUUAGAAAUGCCGGGAAUCCUUGAGACGUGCCUCGGAGUGUUCGUAUUGAGUCGUGAAGUGUUGCUCCUUUAGAUUACAUCCUGGUCUAAUUGGGGCGCCCUAUUGGUCGCGAUUUCCGAUUCAAACAAAACUAAAUCGCACUAAUUCAUGGAAAUAAUGUAAUUCCCACUAAUAACCGUUUGCCGAAAUUAUUUCUACGAAAUAAUCCGCAAUGGAAAAUUUUGAAGCUGAACCCGGAAGUACGGCGGAACGUGAUGAAGGCAAAAGCUUGCCUGGAGAUGGCUGCGGGCAUAAUUGCGGUGAAUCUUCUGCUGCCGCGAUGGCAGAAGAGGCCGCAUGUGAACCGAGUGAAAAAUGCAAUGCAAUUAGUGACGGGUCAAAACCGGAUAAUGAGGACGAUGCGUCACCUUCCAUGGACGCCGAACCGCAGGACAAUGGUGGCUGCCCUACUGAGCUCGAAGUUGCUUCUACAUCAAACGAUAUUACAACAGAAACUGAAGCUGAUGCAACGUCAGCAGUUCCGUCUACGAUAGAGGUGGCAACAUCUCCAGCGACAAAUUGCUGUUCCCCGUGUACUAGCAACGACGAUAGUGCAUCAUCUUCAAUAACACCUUGUUCUGGUGUACGUAGGAAAGCGAAGCCUCUCAAUUCAUCAAGCGAUCCAGAUGUCACACUCAAUGGCGUUAAGAAAAAGAUAAAAAAUCAAACAGCUGGCUGUAGUGCCUCCAAUUCAGAUCAUUUCAACAUUUGGAUUGCACGAGAGUGUUUUGAAAACAAUCCCGUUGAGACGGUAAUUGAGGACCCACAGCCAAGCGAAACACCUCAAAAUGAUGCCAGUAAAUUGAAUAAGCAGUUUCAUAGGCCUUUAGAGCGAUCAUGGCCACCGAAAAACGGACGGGGAUCAAAGCCAACGAACGAUGUAUUUAAGUUCGAUAUCGUCGACAUUGAUGAGUCGGGUUUGUCAAACGACGCUGAUAUUCUCUACAAUUUAAACAAUGUGUCGCGAGAGUCUCCUUGCGAGUUUUUCGAUUCGAUCGAUUCUGCAAUGGGAAGAAAAGAUAGCGAUUAUUCUAAUACUAGUCAACACUGUACACCUUCAGCCAAUUCUAGUCUAGCUGAAAGCAAUUCCACAUUAGGUUCAGGUAUGCCCUCUUAUUUGGAUAGUCCUGGAGUUAAAUAUAAGCCCGUUCUUAAGAAGAAAAUUGGACCAGAUAAUUACAUUAAUACAAUAACGACAAGAAAAGUGCCAGCCAAUGAAGCGAAUUUCAACUUUCCUCAAAGUAGCUCGUUCGAAGAUGCUCAAAACGAGGCCAGUACAAGUUCAGAAGUAAUUCGCCAGCACAGACCACUUACACGACAACUUUCUGGCGGUAAAACAAGAAGAGCAAAUGGAAUUAUUAUACCAGAACCGAUCAAUUUGAAGUCUGACAACAACGAAGUGCGGCAUUAUAUUUUCUGCAGAAAACUAUCGUGUAGCCCAACAUCAGGAUCGUCGACACGCAGUGCUUCUCCUUUGGAUUUAUCUUCUCCCGAAGCUACUCCACCUCCGAAUCUAUCUUCACAGCCGAAACCCAGUAUACGUCCGCAGCCACGAUUAUUGACACGUGUAGGUGGCAAUGGGAGCUUAACUGCACGAAAGUUGAUUUGUCCACCAACUCCAACACAUCAUGCACGUCGGCCUCGAUCGCAGGAAGAAGAACAUGCUGCGUGCGCUCAAAAUGGUGUGAGUACUGAUGUCCGCGGCCCCGAUAAUGUGAAUCUCAGUGAUCGUGCCAGUUCCCCGCGUGUGUUUGAAAACUCCAAUUCGACAAAUGAGUCGGAAAUUGUUCACAUUUCAAGUGCAAGACUCCCAUCGAUACCGGAACGCGCCAGAGGAGUCUUGCCUGAUUCCGAGGAGCCACUGCCGCCUGCUUGGGAGGCGCGAAUGGAUAGUCAUGGACGAAUAUUCUACAUUGAUCAUACAACUCGAACCACGAGCUGGCAACGACCAGGAUCAGCAGGCGGCUUGGCUGGAGGGCGCGAACAACACAGACAACAACUUGAUCGUCGAUAUCAGUCGAUACGACGAACAAUUACAUCCGAAAGUCGUGCAAUCGAUAGGAGUGUGGUUGCACAUGAAAUUGAGCGUCUGCAAAUGAUAGGCUCCCACCCUGCUGUAUUGAUGUUAUGCCGUCCAGAUUUCUAUUCCUUGCUGCACACAAACGAGGAUGCUCUCGCAAUUUACAAUCGGAAUGCUGCUCUCAAGCACAUGGUUAUACGAAUAAGACGUGACCCGAAUAGUUUCCACCGUUAUCAGUACAAUAAAGAUUUAGUUGCUUUGGUGAACUCUUUUGCAUUGAUUAAUAAAUCUCUGCCAACGGGAUGGGAGUCGAAACUGGAUCAGAGUGGGAAACAAUUUUUCAUUGACCAUGCAAAUCGGAAGACUUCGUUUAUGGAUCCACGAUUGCCAAUUGAGUGUUUGCGAAUGCGUCAACGACAACAACAUGAAAACGUUGAUAUUGCUCCGGCUCCACCUCCUAGACCGGCAUCUUCGUUUACAGGGGCAGCGACUGAGUUGCCUGAGAUUCCAGUGGCAUAUAAUGAUAAGGUUAUUGCAUUUUUACGUCAGCCAAAUAUAUUCGAAAUUCUGAAAGAAAGGCAUGGUCAGGUGACAUUGUCCAGGUCGCUUCGAGAGAAAAUUAAUAUUUUACGAGUGGAAGGCACUUCGGCUUUGGAGAGACUGGGUCAUGAUUUGCAGUUGACAAUUUUACUAAGCCUUUUCGAGCAGGAGAUUAUGAGCUAUGUUCCUGUCGAUGAGAGGAGUCCACAAGGAUCGCCAACGCCUAACUCACGGAUACCGCAAAGAGCGCCUCCUCCUUUUCGGCGCGAUUUCGAAGCCAAAUUGCGAGCAUUUUAUCGUAAGUUGGAAUCAAAAGGAUAUGGACAAGGACCCCAUAAACUCAAGUUGCACAUCAGACGUUCUCAUCUAUUGGAAGAUGCCUUCCGUCGAAUAAUGUCGGCCAAUAAAAAAGAUUUGCAACGCGGGCGCCUAGCUGUUUUAUGGGAUACCGAAGAAGGCCUAGAUUAUGGAGGGCCGUCAAGAGAGUUCUUCUUUUUACUGUCACGAGAACUUUUCAACCCGUACUACGGAUUAUUCGAAUACUCAGCCAAUGAUACUUACACAGUCCAAGUAUCACCACUCUCUGCAUUUGUUGACAAUUGUCACGAUUGGUUCCGCUUUAGUGGUCGCGUGCUAGGAUUGGCGUUAGUUCAUCAAUAUUUAUUAGAUGCGUUUUUUACUCGUCCAUUUUAUAAAGCGUUAUUGCGAUUGCCAGUAGCUUUAAGUGAUUUAGAAUCUCUUGAUAAUGAAUUCCACCAGUCUCUUCAAUGGAUCCGUGACAACGACAUCGGGUCCGGUGCUGCAUUAGGACUAACGUUUUGUGUAACUGAAGAACUUCUGGGUCGCGUUGUAGAACGUGAACUGAAACCUGGUGGCAAAAACAUUACAGUGAAUGAAAAAAAUAAAAAAGAAUAUUUGGAACGAAUGGUGAAGUGGCGUCUUGAACGUGGUGUCCAAGAACAAACCGAAUCCCUUGUACGUGGGUUCUAUGAGGUAGUUGACUCGCGGUUGGUGUCUGUCUUCGAUGCCAGGGAGCUAGAACUUGUGAUUGCCGGGACGGCUGAAAUCGACAUAAACGAUUGGCGAAUGAACACCGAGUAUAGAAGUGGAUAUCAUGAUAACCACCAAGUGAUCAUUUGGUUCUGGCAGGUAAUUGAAAAAUUUACUAAUGAGCAACGCCUUCGAUUGCUCCAAUUCGUAACGGGCACAUCGAGCAUACCGUAUGAAGGUUUCUCAGCAUUAAGAGGGUCGACCGGUCCACGACGCUUUUGCGUAGAGAAGUGGGGUAAGCCGAACGCCUUACCACGUGCCCAUACUUGCUUUAAUCGUUUAGAUUUACCGCCGUAUCCAACAGCUGAAAUACUCUAUGAGAAAUUAACACUUGCCGUAGAAGAAACGAAUACAUUCGGAAUUGAAUAAGAGAUGCAAAUGCAUUGAGUAAUUUAUUGGAGAUAAGUGUCUUUUUUAUCAAUUUUAUGUAUUCCAAGAUAGACUUGUGAUGCAAUUAUCUAAAAAUUUAUAGCUUAAUAAUGCGUGCAUCAUAAUAAUUAUGUAAUCGCAAUUGCACUGCUGACGAUGAGUGCAAAGCGUAUAAGUAAGGAUACAAACAGACAUUUUGUUCGAACGCUUAGACGAAUUAGAUAAACACGUUAUUUAAUUGAUGGCCAUGUGAUACUUAAGAGCACUAAGUAUGUAAUAAAAGUUUAAUGGUUUUUAGUAGAAA
Messenger RNA from Hermetia illucens (black soldier fly), 4429 nucleotides. It is a transcript of the gene Hecw, whose product is annotated as E3 ubiquitin-protein ligase HECW2. Gene Ontology annotation, biological process: regulation of dendrite morphogenesis. The transcript has 7 exons. Gene Ontology annotation, molecular function: ubiquitin-protein transferase activity; protein binding. Bases 319 to 4125 code for a protein of 1268 amino acids. The record is from RefSeq and is a predicted model, not a curated record. Lineage: Eukaryota; Metazoa; Arthropoda; Insecta; Diptera; Stratiomyidae.